CAAACACAUCUAAACCAAAUCGCUAGAUUCCUUUCUUUCCAUGCACACUCAUCAAAUCAAUCAACACAAACAUUCCCUCAAAAAAUUCUCUUUAUCCCAAUUACAAAAUCCAACAACAAACAAACUACAAUCUUCACUUUCAUCACCGCCACCACCACUGCCACUGCCACCGCCACCACCGCAGAAAAGAAAAAGAAAAAAGAAAAAAAGAUGUGGUCCGAAGGCCGAGUUCCUGCCCAUCCCACGGCGGAGGAGCGGCCCAUGAAGCGGCACCACACGGCCCGCUACUACGUCCACCGCGUGAAGGAGAGCCUCACCACCCGCGUCUCGAAGCUCAUCUGCGCCGUCGUCUUAGGCCUCCUCUUCCUCAUCGGCAUCAUCUCCUUCAUCCUGUGGCUCAGCCUCCGCCCCCACCGCCCCCGCUUCUUCGUCGAGGGCUUCUCCAUCCCGGCCGGAAACUCCUUCAUAUUCUACAACGUCACGGCCCGGAACUCGAACCAGAACAUCGGCGUCUACUACGACUCGGUGGAGGUGGCGGUGUUCUACCAGGACGACCAGAGGCUGGGCGGCGCGCAGGUGCUCUAUCCGUUCUACCAGGAGCCGAAGAACACGACGGUGAUCGCCGGAGCGCUGGGCGGCGCCGCCCUGAACGCGACCGGCCGGGCGUGGGAGCAGAUCGCUGCGGACCGGGCGCGAGGGGAAGCGGUUUUCACGGUUCAGAUCACGUCGGUUAUCCGGUUCAAGAUCUCGAGUUGGGACAGCAAGCGGCAUAGGAUGCAUGCGAAUUGUCCGGUUCGUGUUGGACCGGACGGUUCGAUAUUGCGGAGUUACAGUGACAAGAGAUGUCCGGUUUACUUCAACUAGUAUUGGACUAGUGUAAUGUUCUCCGCUUUUUUCAAUUCGGAUUUUGAAUUAUUGUUGUUAUUGUUGUUUUGUUUUGGGUUACUGGAUUCAAUUUAAAAUGUAUUCAUAGUAAUUAAUUUGUGUUGUCAAGUAGGGACAUAUUUAUUGUACGUACAUCUUAAAUUUCUAGGUAUUUGUUAAUUUAAAGGUAUAAGUAUAGUUUGUGUCUUCAAUUU
This is a messenger RNA of Salvia miltiorrhiza (redroot sage), 1079 nucleotides long. Its product is annotated as NDR1/HIN1-like protein 26. Gene Ontology annotation, biological process: defense response to other organism. Lineage: Eukaryota; Viridiplantae; Streptophyta; Magnoliopsida; Lamiales; Lamiaceae. The record is from RefSeq and is a predicted model, not a curated record. The transcript has a single exon. The coding region runs from base 211 to 864 and encodes 217 amino acids.